AUGAGGGAUCUGUUCAACACUCACAACCAUGCCUUCUGGCACGAGCGCCUGCGGAAGGAGACGGCGGUCAGGGUGGCCUGGCAGCUCAAAUUCGGCCAAAGGACCUGGAAGGCAGGGCCCCUGCCGAGGAAGCAGGUCCAGAAGGCCCCCCUCCGGGCCGCCCCCUCCGCAGGCGCGCGCCCCUCCACGCCCGCCCUCCGGAGCGCGGAGGCGAGGGGCAAGGGUCCAGACACCAAAGAGACUCCGGAGCGGGGGUCCCGGGCAGUGGAGGCCCAGGGCACCCCGCCGCAGGCUGCCGCAGCCCCGGGCACAGCGGCCGUGCAGCCCGGGCGCGCCGGCCCGCCCUCGCCCGACGGCCUGGAAAUGAGGAAGGCGCCGGCCCGCGCGCUGCAGCUGCUCUACAGCGGCGUCUCGCAGGAGGGCCAGGGCAGGGCCGCCUACCUCCGCGAGCGCCACCGGCAGAAGCCCGAGGAGAAGUUCCAGUACCCGGUCCUGUCGUCCUGGCAGUACGGCUGGCACGUGGGGGAUGCCAUGAAGGAUGCCAGGCCCCCCACCUAUGGCAGGUGCAAUCCCAUCACAAAGAGCUUUUACAUCCGGAAUAGCGUCUUCCGCCUCCUGCAGACGCCCGACCCGCGCAUGUGA
Messenger RNA from Sorex araneus (European shrew), 642 nucleotides. Its product is annotated as protein ATP6V1FNB. The transcript has 2 exons. Bases 1 to 642 code for a protein of 213 amino acids. Lineage: Eukaryota; Metazoa; Chordata; Mammalia; Eulipotyphla; Soricidae. The record is from RefSeq and is a predicted model, not a curated record.